Molecule: messenger RNA, 10996 nt
Organism: Myripristis murdjan (pinecone soldierfish)
Lineage: Eukaryota; Metazoa; Chordata; Actinopteri; Holocentriformes; Holocentridae
Gene: itpr3
Product: inositol 1,4,5-trisphosphate receptor, type 3
Exons: 61
Coding region: 528-8717 (2729 amino acids)
Biological process (GO): calcium ion transmembrane transport
Cellular component (GO): membrane; endoplasmic reticulum
Molecular function (GO): inositol 1,4,5 trisphosphate binding; inositol 1,4,5-trisphosphate-gated calcium channel activity
Source: RefSeq, a predicted model, not a curated record
CCACUCUGAGAGUCUUCACCUCAAACUUUACAGCCUGAAGAAGAUAAGAGAGAGAGAGAGAGAGAGAGAGAGAGAGAGAGAGAGAGAGAGAGAGAGAGAGAGAGAGAGAGAGAGAGAGAGAAGGAGGGAGGACUCAGCUGCAUGUCGCUUUGCACAAACCCAGUCUCCUCUCUUUCUUUCUGUCGUCUUUUUGCUCAUUUGGAGUCAAACCCGAGUCUUUCGGAGGGUUUCCCGCUGUGCUGUCAUGCAGAACCCGGCAGCGACUUUCCCCAGCGACUGACGAGGAAGACGAGAGGAGUGUGUGUGUGAGAGUGUGUGUGUGUGUGAGAGUGUGUGUGUGAAGUUCAGGCUCCAACAGGUUGGAUGUGAGCUGCCGCGGCGUGAACAACAACAACUUCUCUCUCCGCUCCUCUCGGACGUCCAGAGGCGGCGGCGGCGGCGGCGGCGGGACGUUUUGUUUGUUUGUUUCUUUGUUUAGGCUACUUGUUUACUUGUGAGAGUCAACAGCAACAUCAAGCGGCUGCAGGAUGUCGGACUCAGCCUCCAGCUUCCUCCAUAUCGGGGAUAUUGUGUCUCUGUACGCCGAGGGCUCCGUCAACGGCUUCAUCAGCACCCUGGGGUUGGUAGAUGACCGUUGUGUGGUGGAACCGACGGCGGGAGACCUGGAGAACCCCCCCAAGAAGUUCAGAGACUGUCUGUUUAAAGUUUGUCCGAUGAGUCGAUACUCGGCACAGAAACAGUUCUGGAAAGCCAAACAGGCCAAACAUGAGAAGGACAAGAUCGCUGAUGUGGUGCUGCUGCAGAAACUACAGCAUGCCUCCAACCUGGAGCAGAAGCAGAACGAGACAGAGAACAAGAAGGUGCAUGGAGACGUGGUGAAGUACGGCACCGUCAUCCAGCUGCUCCAUAUGAAGAGUAAUAAAUAUCUGACGGUGAACAAGCGGCUGCCGGCGCUGCUGGAGAAGAACGCCAUGCGAGUGACUCUGGACGGGACGGGGAACGAGGGCUCCUGGCUCUUCAUACAGCCCUUCUGGAAGCUGCGUGCCAACGGAGACAAUGUGGUGGUUGGAGACAAAGUCAUCCUGAAUCCGGUGAACGCCGGCCAGCCGCUCCACGCCUCCAACUACGAGCUGACUGACCACCCGGGCUGCAAGGAGGUGAACUCUGUGAACUGCAACACCAGUUGGAAAAUCAACCUGUUCAUGAUGUUCAGCGACCACAGAGAGGAAGUCCUCAAAGGAGGCGACGUGGUGCGUUUGUUCCACGCCGAGCAGGAGAAGUUCCUGACCUGCGACGAGUACAAGAGCAGAAUCCACGUUUUCCUCCGAACGACGCUCAGACAGUCUGCGACCUCGGCCACCAGCUCCAACGCCCUGUGGGAGGUCGAGGUUGUCCAUCACGACCCGUGUCGAGGGGGGGCGGGCCACUGGAACAGCCUCUACCGCUUCAAACACCUGGCUACUGGCAACUACCUGGCUGCUGAGGAGAACCCGGGCUAUAAGGGGGACAGCCCUGAGCUGUCGUCCUCGAUUGACGGUAGUCGUAGCAACAAGCGUAGCCACGGUGAGAGGGUCAAGUACAAGCUGGUGGCAGUGCCUCACGGGAACGACAUCGCCUCGCUGUUUGAGCUCGACCCGACCACCCUGCAGAAGACCGACUCGUUCGUGCCACGGAACUCGUACGUUCGCCUCAGACAUCUGUGCACCAACACCUGGAUCCAGAGCACCAACGUCCCCAUCGACAUCGAGGAGGAGAGACCCAUCAGACUCAUGUUGGGAACGUGUGCCACUAAAGAGGACAAGGAGGCCUUCGCCAUCGUCUCCGUUCCCGUGAUGGAGAUCCGAGAUCUGGACUUCGCCAACGACGCCAGCGCCAUGCUGAGCACCGUGGUCGACCAGUUCAACCAGGGCUUCAUCAGCCAGAACGACCGCCGGUUUGCCAUUAAGCUGCUGGAGGAUCUGGUUUUCUUCGUGGCCGACGUCACCAACAGCGGCCAGCCGGUGCUGGACGUGGGCAUGACCAAGGCCAACAGAGAGAGACAGAAACUCAUGAGAGAGCAGAACAUUCUCAAACAGAUCUUCGGCAUCCUGAAGGCCCCGUUUAAAGACAAGGGUCCGGAGGGGCCCCUGCUGCGUCUGGAGGAGCUGGCCGACCAGAAGAACGCUCCGUACCAGUACAUGCUCCGCCUCUGCUACCGCGUCCUGCGCCACUCGCAGGAGGACUACCGCAAGAACCAGGAGCACAUAGCGAAGCAGUUUGGCGUGAUGCAGAGUCAGAUCGGCUACGACAUCCUGGCCGAGGACACCAUCACCGCUCUGCUGCACAACAACCGCAAACUGCUGGAGAAACACAUCACCAAGACCGAGGUGGAGACCUUCGUCAGCCUCGUCCGCAAGAACCGAGAGCCCAGGUUCCUGGACUACCUGUCAGAUCUGUGUGUAUCCAACAAUGUGGCGAUCCCCGUCACACAGGAGCUGAUCUGUAAAUGUGUCCUCGAGCCCAAAAACCAGGACAUCCUCAUCAAAACAGAGCGUCGCGUCCCCAGAGACACGCACCCCGUCGCCGCUCAGGGAGAAUACCUGGGCCUGGACGACUACGGCGAGGAGGACGAGGUGUGGCUUGUGUGGAUGGACAAGACCAACGAGCGUCAGGAGAAGAGCAUCAGGCAGCUCGCCCAGGAGGCGAGGCAGGGCAACGCCCACGACGAGAACGUGCUGACCUACUACAGGUACCAGCUGAAGCUGUUUGCGCGGAUGUGCCUGGACCGGCAGUACCUGGCCAUCGACGAGAUCUCCAAGCAGCUGGACGUCGAGCUCAUCUUCCUCUGCAUGAUGGACGAGACGCUGCCCUUCGACCUGCGCGCCUCCUUCUGCCGCCUCAUGCUGCACGCGCACGUGGACCGCGACCCGCAGGAGCUGGUCACGCCCGUCAAGUUCGCCCGGCUCUGGACCGAGAUCCCCACCGCCAUCACCAUCAAGGAUUACGACUCCAACAUGGACGACAGCAGAGACAACAAGAAGAACCGUUUCUCCAGCACCAUGGCGUUCAUGGAGGAGUACCUGAACAACGUGCUGAUCGACGAGCUGCCCUUCCACAACGAGGAGAAGAACAAGCUCACGUAUGAGGUGGUGAGUCUUGCUCGCCAUCUGAUCUACUUUGGUUUCUACAGUUUCUUCGAGCUGCUCCGACUCACCAGGACUCUGCUGGGCAUCAUCGACUGUAUUCCCAACCCCGCUCACACAGGACUGAUGUUCCACGACGACGGAUCGGGGAAGAACGUGAAGCGCUCGAUCCACGGGAUGGGCCAGAUGAUGUCCACCAUGGUCCUCAACAGGAAGCAGUCCAUAUUUGGCGGAGCGGUGGGCCGAGGGGCGGGGCUGGGGGCGGGGCUUGUGCUUGACGGACAGAGAGCCAGUAAAGACAGCAUCGACAAGAUGGACCUGACGGUGAUGGACACCAAGCUGAAGAUACUGGAGAUACUGCAGUUCAUCCUGAACGUACGUCUGGAUUAUCGUCUCUCCUUCCUGCUCUCCGUCUUUAAAAAAGAGUUUGUGGAUGUUUAUCCCAUGGCCGACGCCGACGCCACCACCAACAUGGAGCAAGCAGCCGCGCUCAACCUGCAGCACAUCGGGGAGCAGGCCGAGGCCAUGUUCGGAGUCGGGAAGGGGAACAGCAUCCUGGAGGUGGAUGACGAGGGCGGCCGGAUGUUCCUGCGGGUUCUGAUCCACCUGACGAUGCACGACUAUCCUCCUCUGGUGUCUGGAGCUCUGCAGCUGCUGUUCAAACAUUUCAGCCAGAGACAGGAGGUCCUGCACACCUUCAAACAGGUCCAGCUGCUGAUCUCGGCUCAGGACGUGGAGAACUACAAGCUGAUCAAGGCGGAUCUGGAUCGACUGCGGAUGCUGGUGGAGAAGUCGGAGCUGUGGGUGGAGAAGAAGAGCGCCGGAGGAGGAGAGGGCAAAAAGGACAAGAAAGACAAGAAGGAGAAAGGAGAGGGGGCGUCAGAGGAAAUGACGCCCAAGAAGGACAAACUGGAGAAGAGCAGCGAGAACUACCAGAAAGUCAAAGAGAUCCUGGAGCGGCUGAAUAAGAUGUGCAGCAGCGGCGUUUGGAAGAAGCAGCAGAGGCUGCUGAAGAACAUGGGCGCUCAUAAAGUCAUGUUGGACCUGCUGCAGGUCUCCUACGACCAGGUCGAACAGUUUGGUCACCAUUCUGCUGGGGAUGAUCGUGUUGAGCGCGGCGCUAAAAUCCACGAACAGCAACCGCACGUAUGUCCCCAGGUGCUCCAGAACGAUGUGAAGAUGCAGGAGAUCAUCCGCUACACACAUCUGUUCCUGCAGAAGUUCUGCAUGGGGAACCAGGAGAACCAGGCUCUGCUGCACAAGAACCUCAACCUCUUCCUCAACCCCGGGCUGCUGGAGGCGGAGACGGUGCAGCACAUCUUCAGUAACAACUACCAGCUGUGCAGCGAGAUCUCCGAGGGCGUCCUGCAGCACUUCAUCCACUGCCUGGCCACGCACGGCCGCCACGUCCAGUACCUCAACUUCCUGCACACCAUCAUCAAGGCCGAGGGCAAGUACGUCAAGAAGUGCCAGGACAUGAUCAUGACCGAGUUGACGAACGCAGGUGAGGAUGUGGUCGUCUUCUAUAAUGACAAGACCUCCUUCGCCACCAUGCUGGAGCUGAUGGCGGAGAGCAGGGAGGGCGUCGGCGAGAGCAGCCCGCUCAGGUAUCACAUCUCUCUGGUGGAGCUGCUGGCGGCCUGUGCGGAGGGGAAGAACGUUUACACUGAAAUCAAAUGUACGUCGCUGCUGCCGCUGGAGGACGUGGUCAGAGUGGUGACGCACGAGGACUGCAUCACCGAGGUGAAGGUGGCCUAUGUGAACUUUGUGAAUCACUGCUACGUGGACACUGAGGUGGAGAUGAAGGAGAUUUACACGUCCAACCACAUCUGGAAGCUGUUUGAGGAUUUCACCGUGGACAUGGCCAGGGUGUGUAAUAAACGGGACAAGCGUCUCUCUGAUCCGAUCUUGGAGAAGUACAUCAUCAACGUGGUGUUCGACACCAUCAACGCCUUCUUCAGCUCGCCGUUCUCUGAGAACAGCACGUCUCUGCAGACUCAUCACACCAUCGUGACCCAGCUGCUGCAGUCCAGUGUGCGGCUGCUGGACUGUCCGUGGCUCCAGCAGCAACACCGAGGCCUGGUGGAGACCUGCAUCAAGACCCUGGCUAUGACCGCUAAGACUCGCUCCAUCUCUCUGCCUCUGGAUCUGGAGGCUCAGAUCAGCUCUAUGUUGUCUACUUCUGCUCUCAACUCGCUGUCCCGCUCCAACCCGAGCUACAAAUCCUCGUCCCGCUCCUCCCGGCCCGUGGCCUCCAGCAACCCCUGGGACUACAAGAACAUCAUCGAGAAGCUCCAGGACAUCAUCAACACUCUGGAGGAGCGCCUGAAGCCGCUGGUGAACGCUGAGCUCUCGGUGCUGGUCGACGUUCUCCACCAGCCUGAGCUGCUCUUCCUGGAGGGAACCGAGGCCCGACAGCGCUGCGAGUCCGGAGGAUUCAUCUCCAAGCUGAUCCAGCACACCAAGGCGUUGAUGUCGUCAGAGGAGAAGUUGUGUAUCAAAGUUCUGCGAACGCUGCAGGAGAUGCUGAUCAGGACGCUGGACUUUGACGACAAGGGAAUCGCUCUGCGGAAGGUUUUGCUGCAGAAUUACCUUUAUCCCAACAAGAAGAACAACCUGAAGAGCGACCUGGCAGAGCUGGGAGCUGCAGGCGCAGAGCAGGAGCGGGACUGGGCGGCGGUGGCGGCGGUUCAGUGCCGUCUGGACAGAGAGGGAGGAACCCGGCUGUUCACCGACCUGGUGAUGAGCACCAAGAACGACAAGAUCUUCCAGGAGAGCAUCCAGCUGGCCAUCUGCCUGCUGGAGGGAGGCAACACUGAGAUCCAGAACUCCUUCUACAAACUGAUGAUGGGCGACAACAAGUCAGAGAAGUUUUUCAAGGUUCUGCAUGAGAGGAUGAAGGAAGCCCAGAUGGACAUAAAGGCCACGGUGUCUGUCAACGUUGGAGAGAUGACCCACAAGGCCAACGAGAAGGAGCUGGACGGUGGUUCUUCAGCGUUGGUUCUGCCUGGUUCAGGAAGUCACCCCCUAUUGGUCCAGGGCCAGUCCAUCGCCCCGGUGCCCGGCGCCUCCUCCCUGCCAGCCCAGCCAGCAGAGGAGCAGAGGGAGGUGGAGACGGAGAUGGGACCAGCUGUCACCAUCAUGAAGCCCAUCCUGAGGUUCCUCCAGCUGCUGUGUGAGAACCACAACCAGGAUCUGCAGAACUUCCUGCGGUGCCAGAACAACAAGACCAACUACAACCUGGUGUGUGAGACGCUGCAGUUCCUGGACAUCAUGUGUGGAAGCACCACCGGGGGCCUGGGCCUGCUGGGCCUCUACAUCAACGAAUCAAACGUCCACCUGAUCACCCAGACGCUGGAGACGCUCACCGAGUACUGCCAGGGCCCCUGCCAGGAGAACCAGACGUGUAUUGUGACCCAUGAGUCCAACGGCAUUGACAUCAUCACGGCGCUGAUCCUGAACGACAUCAGUCCUCUGUGUCGCUACCGCAUGGAGAUGGUGCUGCAGCUCAAGGACAACGCCUCCAAGCUGCUAUUGGCUCUGAUGGAGAGUCGUCAUGACAGCGAGAACGCAGAGAGGAUCCUGUUCAACCUCCGACCCCGAGAGCUGAUGGAGGUGAUAAAGAAAGCCUAUCAGCAGGAGAGUGAGUGUGAGGGAGGGGAGGUCUCUCCGCGGGAGGUGGGGCACAACAUCUACAUCCUGGCACAGCAGCUGGCCAGGCACAACAAGGCGCUGCAGAGUCUCCUCAAACCUCCCAAGAAGAGCAAAGAUGAUGGAGAGGAGGGCAUCUCCUCCAUGCUGAACCUGAACAACCGUCCUCUGUCUCAGAUGUUGAAGUCCUCAGCUCCAGCCGCUGUGAUGGAGCAAGACCCUCUGGAGUACUACGACCAGCUGACCGCACAGAUAGAGAUCGUGAGAGAGGAUCGCAGCAUGGAGCAGAUCGUGUUUCCUGUCCAUCCCAUCUGUGAGUUCCUCACUGAGGAGUCCAAGUUCCGCGUCUUCAACACCACCGAGCAAGACGAGCAGGGGUCGAAGGUCACGCACUUCUUCGACCAGGCCUCCUUCCUGCACGGGGAGAUGGAGUGGCAGAAGAAGCUGAGGAGCAUGCCGGUGUUGUAUUGGUUCUCCAGGAGAAUGACUCUGUGGGGUUCCAUCUCCUUCAACCUGGCUGUCUUCAUCAACCUCAUCAUCGCUUUCUUCUACCCGUACGCCUCUGGACAAGGAGCGAUCGAUGACUCCAUGCUGCUGAUGUUGUUCUGGAUCCUGACGGGUCUGUCGGUGUUGGGUUUGUUCUCUCAGCGUUACGGCCUCAGACCGCUGACCGUGGCUCUGAUACUGAGGUCCAUCUACCACCUGGGCAUCGGGAACACACUCAUCCUGCUGGGGACGCUGAACCUGAUCAAUAAAGUUGUGUUCGUGGUGAGUUUCGUGGGGAACAACGGGACGUUCAUUAUGGGAUAUAAAGCCAUGGUGAUGGACGUGGAGUUCCUCUACCACCUGGGAUACGUGCUCACCUCCACCCUGGGCCUGUGUGUGCACGAGCUCUUCUACAGCAUCCUGCUGUUUGAUCUGAUCUACCGCGAGGAGACGCUGUUCAACGUGAUAAAGAGCGUGACUCGUAACGGACGCUCCAUCCUGCUGACGGCGCUGCUCGCCCUCAUCCUCGUCUACCUCUUCUCCAUCGUCGGCUUCCUCUUCCUCAAGAACGACUUCAUCAUGGAGGUCGACCCGCUGCCGCAGCUCGCCGCCGCAGCCUCGGAGCAGAGCGAGGCCUCGCAGGAUUUCCUCAAGUCGUGCUCUGCAGACGGCGUGAGCUGCACGGCCGAGAGCAGCUCCGCCGCCGCCGCUGCCGCCGCCGAGGAGGAGGAGGAGGAGCCGAACUCGGAGCGGGCGUGCGACACUCUGUUGAUGUGUAUUGUGACGGUGCUGAACCACGGCCUGAGGAACGGAGGAGGAGUGGGCGACGUUCUCCGCAAGCCAUCCAAGAACGAGCCCCUGUUCCCGGCCCGAGUGGUGUACGACCUGCUCUUCUACUUCAUCGUCAUCAUCAUCGUGCUGAACCUGAUCUUCGGCGUCAUCAUCGACACGUUCGCCGACCUGAGGAGCGAGAAGCAGAAGAAGGAGGAGAUCCUGAAGACCACCUGCUUCAUCUGCGGUCUGGAGCGGGACAAGUUCGACAACAAGACGGUGUCGUUUGAGGAGCACAUCAAACUGGAACACAACAUCUGGAACUACCUUUACUUCAUCGUCCUCGUCCGAGAGAAGAACAAGACCGACUACACCGGGCCGGAGAGCUACGUGGCACACAUGGUCAAGAAUAACAACCUGGACUGGUUUCCACGGAUGCAGGCCAUGUCUCUGGUGGUAACCGACGGCGACGGCGAGCAGAACGAGAUGAGGAUGUUACAGGAUAAACUGUCGUCGACCAUGAAAGUUGUCACGACGCUGACCAGCCAGCUGACGGAGCUGAAGGAGCAGAUGACGGAGCAGAGGAAGAGGAGGCAGAGGAUGGGAUUUGUUGACGUCCAGGCGGGAGCGAGCGCCGCGCUGCCCCCUAGUGCCGCCGGAGGAAACCACCAGAUCUACAAGACAUAAGGACGGAGUCGCCCGGAGCCUGACGGACUGAAGGGGCUGGCAGACUCUCCCUCUGCUGCUGGUGGAAACAGGAAGUUAUCUAACAACACUAGAGCUACUAAACAUAGAGAUAGACUGAUGUUCCUCCCUCAGCCACCAGGGGGCGUGGCCGUUUCUGCACGUUUUUCUUUCCUGUUUGUGUAAAAAGGCUUUUGAGCAGCGGACGCCACCUCAGCAAACCAUGACUCAUCACCGCCAUCAGCACCGAGUCUGCGCUUCUCAACCCUCAGGCCGUCAGGGACCCCCAAAGUCAGACCCUGUUCCACAGGAUUUAGUCUCAGGGAUCCUAAUCCGAUCAGAUUUAGUUAUUCCACAGCUGUCUGUACUGUAGAUUAGCAGAUUAACAGUGAAGAGUCAAAGCUGUGACCUGAUUGGUCGGUCUAAUAUGUGCUAAACUUCAACUCCGUGACAUAAUAGUGAAAUUAAAAGACCCCUGUUCUCCUGGGGACCCCACCUGGAACCCCCUCAAGGACCCCUGGGGGUCCCUGGACCGCAGGUUGAGACCCACUGACUUCUGGUCCGUGUCCACAGGUGUGUGUGUGUGUGUGUGUGUGUGUGUGUGUUUGAUGACAGUUCAGUGAAAUCUGUCCUCAGUCGUUUCAAAGUUUCUCUGAAGUUUCCAGAGGCGGCGAGUUGUUCUGGACGCCUCCUAAUUUGCAUAAAGUCGCCUCGACCUCAGCUUUAUGCCAAUGAGGAGACGCCGACGGGACGCCGCGCCUCUCGAAACGCAGCGCUACCAGAAUGCAUUGCAGGGCUGCUUACAGAGACAGUGAAUGAGAAGCGUGGAGACCGAUCCUGUGGACACGGACCGUCAGCGGAGAGCGCAGCGUGGCUCCAGACAUCUUGUUUAUUUUAUUUUAUUUUAUUUUUCAUUAAUAAAUGUGUCACUAUAAAUUAUCAAAAAUGUAUUUAUGUGGAAAAACAGACACAGAUGUGACAGUUGGGGGGCUUACAGGUGAUCUGGCAGCCAUAUUGGAGGUUCUUGGUUCUCUUUGCUGGUUGAUUUGGGGUUGAGAUGUCAGCGUGUGAGCUAGCUAACGUAACAUCUGCUCGGCUAAAACAGAUGUUUUUCUGAUUGGACAUUGUGGAUCAAAUCAAAUGAGAGCCUCAGAGAUGUGAAGGCGUCGUGGGGUAAUCCAUGGUGAAACAUGAAACAGCGUAAAGGCAAAGGUUACAGCUUUCCUGGUGACUGAAAAUCAGUUUCUGACUGACACAAGUUUGUAUUUUUCACCUGAGGAGUUUAGACAGGAAGUCCCGCCCUCCACAAACCUUCUCACCAAUCAUAAAGACUUCUCAUCCACCUGUACACACCACGUGGCUAAGCUAGCUUUCAUCCUUCCACAGUUUAUCCCAGAGAGACGUUGAAGCUACUGAGAAAAACAAGUUUUGGCCUCGGCACCAAAAGUUUGGGUAUUAAACGCGUCCAAAAUAUGAAUUCUGUGUAAAGAUAAAACAUAAUAACAAGAGAAAUUUCAUCAGCAAGAGAGGCUAAUCUGGAAAAUCAGGCGAACUCUCACCACCACCAACAGGAGCCCUUUCAGUUUUGCUGAAUUAGCCUGGUGGCUAAUCAGCGAGCUAACAGUCUGGUGUGGCUGAGCCGACUCUUCUGAAAAUACAAACUUGUGGUGUUUCUGCGGUGAACCUCCAGCAUGGAGCCGCCCCCGCUACGGAAACCUGGGAGGGAAAUGUGACGCCUCAGGUCAGAGGUCAGCAUUUCAAUGUCAUACAGGGUGUUGACCAGAUCAGUGUGUGUGUGUGUGUGUGUGUGUGUGUGUCAGAGAGAUGUGAGAAUACUGUUUGUUUCAUACCUGGUAUCAGCUCACUUUAAAUGCAGUCAUUUAAACGAGUAAAUUAUGUAAAUAGAAACUGACAUUCAGCAUUAAUGUGUUAGCACGCUAUGCUACAUGUUAGCCUUCACAUGCUGAAUGCUCUUCAGUGGUUCUUGCUUGAAUGUAAAGUGACUUUGAACACAGUCGUGUGUUUUCGACAGUAAGGCCAGAGAUAGUGUAGUUUUUUAGUAAUAUAUUGUUAUUCUAGUUUAAUAUUUAUAGAGCGAGGAGCGCCACUUUAAGUAACACUGUCAGCGAGUAGCGACACUGGAUAUGUGAGUGAGCUGCGUUCAGCUAAACGCUAACGCUCGCUAACACAGGUCUGUGUAAUGUUCAUUUUUAAUGUGUGUGUGUGUGUGUGUGUGUCGGGGGAACAGCAGACAAGACGAAGACCACACAUCUUCAAACAAU